CAGCUUCAGUCGGUUGGCAGACAAGAAGACAAAAUUGAACGGAUAUAAAUUGCUAAAACACCCUAUCGGACCGUUUCAGUCCGGUGCCGGCGGUUGACGUGAUAAAGGCGCGCGUAUACUCGACGAUCGAGUUUUCUCACAUGUAACAGGAUCAACGGGGUCCCUGUUAGGGUAGAGUCAAAACAAACAAAAAUCAGUGAAAGUGGAUUAUCGUUCUUGCAGUGGAUUAUCGAUCUUGAUUUAUCGAUUCGAGUUGUUCUAGGUGUAUGAUUCAAACGUAUUAGUGUUGUGGAACGUUUGACAUACAUAUGCAACCAAUUUAGUUAAAGCAAAAACUCUUAGGAGACAGUUCUACGGGACACGUAGUGACGGAAAUUGUUUGAAUAUAUCCAAUCGAUUGGUUACCUGUAUUGAUGAAAAUGUUCCUUCUUGGCUUCGUGAUAUGGUCCUGUGUGCUCCCGCUAGUACCAGCAGAACCCGAAACGCACCCUCCGAGCAGGCCUAUUAACUUGGAAGAUAUUGAACGAGACAAUCUGAAAAGUGAACGACACUUGGCGUUCAAAAAGGAAGCUAUUCCCGCGCAGCAAUACCGACCGUCGUCAGUUCAAAGCAACAACCACUAUACGGUUCAGAUAGAACACCAUCCCGGCGGUGGAACUAGCCACGCCGGCAUCAACUAUGUAACACCGGUUCCGUCCGGGACGGGAGUAGUGUACGCUAAAGAAUAUCCCGCCCAGUACCAGCAAAAGGUACCACAGGUUCAUGAGGAACAUUCCACUUACACGGUGCCUUCUCGACAAUCGUUGAUUCAACCGGUUAUUGGAGGAAGUGCCCCUGCCGGCAGUUAUUUAACUCCGCAACCUCAGUAUGUGUACGUGCAAGCUCAACCACAGCAGAUCCAACAGUACGCGAACCAUAACUUACCGCAAUCACUGAUGCAUAUUCUUCCACAGAAUCAGCAAUCUUAUAUCAUGAUACCGAACAACUACUACCAGCAGCCCCAUUCGGCACAGCAGUACGCGGCUUUUGCAAAUGACCCGGACAACAACGUGGAGACCUAUUCGCACGGCGAGACCGGUAACAGCGCCCCACAGCUGCAACCAAGUGGUCCAUCUGCCCCAGAGCCCCCGUCAAAGUCUCAUGGGGUUGUCUAUGCUUCGCCUUCAUCUACACCAGCUCCCUUCCGGUUGCAAUCCCCAUCAGCUGAAUAUUCCAUUGUGAAAAGUGUCGAACCUCAAGUGUACCUUUCCCCGGACAAUCACCUUCAAUCCGGUAUCCAAUACAGUCACUCGCCGGCAAGACCAGCUCACCUUAUUCACCAUGAAACCCAAACAACCUACCCGUCGUUGACCCACCCGAACAACGGCAUCCUUAACUAUUUUGGAGUACAGCACAAAACACCGACCAGUCUGCUCGAUUCCUAUGUUCCAAGUUCCCUUCAACUGUCGCCGAUCAAAGCAUUCGCCUAUCAAACCAGACCCCUACCGGCGUUUCACUCGCAUCGCCACUAUCCAGAACAUCACCAUCAGCACUAUCAGCCCCAGACCCUAUUCUACCAACCACCCUACCCGGUAUCCCAUUCAGCCUACCCAAUCUAUCCAACUCAUGCUGCGCCGCCAGCUGUAAGCCACACUCCUGCGGCUUCGAGCUUCAACUACAAUACCAUCGCCUACUCUGUCCCACUGACGCAUACCAAAACUCUCUCACAAUAUAAACGAUCGCCGAUGCUGGAAACUAUGGCCGGGGUAAGGUACUCCAACCCACGGCCGCUUGCAGCCGGUGCUGGUACGGGUCAUGCCACGACGAAGCUGCAACCAGCUGCUAAACUAGUUUAGGUUAAUUUUUCUCGCAAGAAUAGGACAAACCUUGAUUUGUAUGCGGUACUUAUUACGGUCACUAGUUAAUGCAAUUUUAGUUGAUAAGAGAAGAAAAUUCAUUUUUGUUCAUCCAUAAGGUUAAGAUUCAUAAAUUCAUGAGAUUUCCGAAGGAGAUGAGUUACCUUAAUACCAUCAGAUACACCUUUCCUGCGAUGAAUGAACAAUAUGUUAUAAGGAAAUAACCUAAAAUGUGAUUAUAAUGGAUUUUUAACUGUACAUAAAUAUUAUAUUUAAGCGAAAAUAAAAGUC
Messenger RNA from Topomyia yanbarensis, 2126 nucleotides. RefSeq lists its product as uncharacterized. Lineage: Eukaryota; Metazoa; Arthropoda; Insecta; Diptera; Culicidae. The transcript has 4 exons. The record is from RefSeq and is a predicted model, not a curated record. Bases 414 to 1835 code for a protein of 473 amino acids.